AUGAAUGCCACUUUCGUCACCCUUGCUCGAAAUAGUGAUGUCUGGGAAAUCGCAAAGUCGAUUCGACAAGUCGAAGAUCGUUUCAACCACCGUUUUGGCUAUGACUGGGUUUUUCUCAACGAUGGAGUCUUCGACACUACUUUCAAGAACGUCACCAGUACCCUCGUUUCAGGAGACACAUUUUAUGGCCAAAUCCCGACAGAGCAUUGGUCGUUUCCCGAAUGGAUUGAUCAAGAAAAGGCGAGAAAGGUCCGUGAAGAUAUGGCUGAACGAAAGAUUAUCUACGGCGACUCUAUCAGCUAUCGACACAUGUGCAGAUUCGAGUCAGGCUUCUUCUUCCGCCAACCCCUUCUCAUGAACUACGACUAUUACUGGCGGGUGGAACCAAACAUUCAACUGUUUUGUGACAUUCAAGAGGAUCCUUUCAGAAUCAUGGUGGAACAGAAGAAGAAGUAUAGCUUCGUCUUGAGUUUAUAUGAGUAUCAGGAAACGAUUCCUACUCUUUGGGAUACGACACAGAAAUUCAUGAAGGAACAUCCUGAGCAUAUUAUCAAGAACAACUCGAUGGGCUUCCUGAGCGACGAUCACGGCACUACGUAUAACCGCUGCCAUUUCUGGUCCAACUUUGAAGUGGGCGAUCUCAACUUUUUCCGAAGCAAGGCCUACAUGGACUAUUUUGAGUACCUCGACAAAGCUGGAGGAUUCUUCUACGAACGUUGGGGUGAUGCUCCAGUCCACUCCAUUGCCGCCGGACUGUUGUUGGAGAAGUCAGAACUGCACUUCUUCAACGAUAUUGCCUAUUGGCAUAACCCUUUCACCCACUGCCCAACGGGAUCUCAGAAGCGACUGGAUCUCCGCUGUCACUGUAAUCCUAAGGAUAACUUUGACUGGAAGGGCUAUUCUUGUACAUCACGAUAUUUCGAGCUCAACGGCAUUGAGAAGCCUGACGGCUGGCAAAGUCAGGCAGACUAA
Fusarium vanettenii 77-13-4 is the source of this 972-nucleotide messenger RNA. RefSeq lists its product as uncharacterized. NCBI's taxonomy places the organism in Eukaryota, Fungi, Ascomycota, Sordariomycetes, Hypocreales, Nectriaceae. Gene Ontology annotation, cellular component: membrane; Golgi apparatus. Gene Ontology annotation, biological process: protein N-linked glycosylation; cell wall mannoprotein biosynthetic process; protein O-linked glycosylation. The transcript has 3 exons. Bases 1 to 972 code for a protein of 323 amino acids. The record is from RefSeq and is a predicted model, not a curated record. Gene Ontology annotation, molecular function: alpha-1,2-mannosyltransferase activity.